AUGCCUCUUAAGACUAAUAAAAUUGCGUCGCCUGGUGCGUUAUCAAGUGGUUUUGCUCUUCCUUCACCAAGUUUGCAAGCUGAAGAAGGAUUUAGAUAUAAAUCGAGUGGAUCAUCCACAUAUAACACUGAGAAGCAGUCGUUAGGAAAUAAUGAGAAGUAUCCACCCAAUCCACUACAAUCGCCAACCAACAUUCAGCCAUACGUUGGUUUGCAUGGUAGACUAUCUCUCGCUUGGAUCACAUAUCCGAUAAUAGCAUUGCUAUUUAUAACUCUUCGUCUCAUCAUAGCAAUGAGCUCCAUACAACCUUUAGUUGAUGAAGUCAAAGAAAAAGCGCUUAAAUCAUGUAAUUCUCUUGAACUUGCAACUUCAACCCUAAUAUCAUUACCACACUUCAUGGCUGAUGGAUUUAACCGUGCAACAGUUGACAGUGUCAAUCUUUCAAUCAAAGGGGCUUCAAAAGCAUUGGAUUUUGGAAUUCUUGCUCUCGAAGGUAUUAUUGUUUGGAUGAUUCAUUUCUAUAAAAGUACCUUUAAGUGCCUAUUAGAAUUAGCUAUAAAUGGUUCAAUAAGCUCAGUUGCCGAAGCUGUAAAAGUUUUACAAGCAUUUUCUACCACACAACUUACAAACAUAAAAACCGGAAUCGAUAAGGAUAUUUCUUCCGUAAAUGCAGCUCUUAACUCA
This is a messenger RNA of Racocetra persica, 684 nucleotides long. The record is from the annotation of a GenBank genome assembly. Lineage: Eukaryota; Fungi; Glomeromycota; Glomeromycetes; Diversisporales; Gigasporaceae.